AUGCCUCCUCAUUCCAGGUUAUCGUAUGGUGCGGAUAACUAUUCUCCAAGAGAAAUUGACAACCACGGUUUUGUAGGUAAUAUGCAUACUUCAGCCAUGAUAUCCGUGGAUGGGUCUGUGGAAAUGAUGUGUUGGCCACAAUUCGAUUCUCCUUCGGUAUUUGCUCGUAUAUUGGAUGCUAGAGCUGGACACUUUUCCAUUACCCCUGUAGAAGAAUCAAGCUGUAAGCAAAUGUACGAACCGUCAACAAAUGUGCUACAUACAAAGUUCUAUUCUGAGCGCGGUGUUGUUCGACUGCUUGACUUUUUUCAUCGACAAUGGGAAGAUUAUGAGCCACUAUAUCCUUGGCUUAUUAGAAGAGUUUGUUGUAUCAGAGGUAGCACUCGCAUUAAGAUGGAAUGCUUUCCAGCAUUCAAUUAUGCAAUGGAGAACCAUGAAACAAAAAUUAUGAGAGCCCCUAAUUAUCUUCAGGCCGAGUUUUAUCCUGCUUCUGGAUCCCCUCAUUAUAUUUUGGAUGCUAUCCCAGCAGAUGGCGAUAUUUCAAUUCCUUUGGAAAUUACUCGACCAUCGGAAAGACUCGUUGAUGGUGGAGGAAUUACUUGUUAUUUGGAGUUAGAAGAAGGUCAAGAGAUAACGUUUGUAUUUCGACAAAAUAAGUUAGGUCCUAGUGUUGAUUAUAUAGCAACGAAUUUGCUUGAUAAACUUGAAGAUUCGACUAAAAGGUAUUGGAGAGCAUGGAUUCAGCAGUGUACUUAUACUGGCCGCUAUCGGGAAUUUGUCCAGAGAAACGCCCUCACCUUGAAACUUUUAAUUUACGAACCUACAGGAGCAGUUGUUGCCAGUCCUUCGUUUUCAUUACCAGAAGACUUAGGUGGUGUGAGGAAUUGGGAUUACCGAUUUACUUGGAUUCGUGACUCUGCUUUUACAAUCUAUGCCUUAGCACAGCUUGGAUUCCGAGCGGAGGCUGUCGAAUAUAUGUCAUUUAUAUACCACAUAUUAAAAAAAAAGAACACGGAUGGAGGUAUAAAUAUCGUUUACUCUAUCCGGGGAGAUACAGAGGGUCUUGAGGAAAAAGAACUAAAUCAUCUGCGAGGAUACUAUGAUUCUCGGCCUGUUCGUAUAGGGAAUGGUGCCGUUAAUCACCUUCAACUUGAUAUUUACGGCGAACUAAUGGAUGCUAUAUAUAUUUAUGAUAAAAAAUGUCAACCAAUAGCUUAUGACUUAUGGUUAGAAGUUCGACAUAUAUGUGAUUACGUAUGUGCCAAUUGGAAGCGACCUGACAAAAGUAUAUGGGAAGUACGAGGGCAAAAUAGGAACUUUUUGUAUUCAAAAAUUAUGCUUUGGGUGGCCUUGGAUCGGGCACUUCGCAUUGCCUUUUUGAGGUCUCUUCCCUGUCCCAAACGAAUAGAAUGGAUGGAUAUCAGGGAUGAAAUUUAUGAAACAAUUAUGCAAUCAGGAUACAAUGUAGACAAUGGCUAUUUUGCUCAGUCUUUUGAAAACAUAGAUAUUCUGGAUGCUGGUGUUCUUGUUAUGCCUAUGGUUUCUUUUAUUUCUCCCACAGAUCCUCGGUUCCUUAGCACUAUGGAUAACAUCAUGAAACCAUUGGAAAAAGGUGGAUUGAUGAGUAAUGGGUUAAUAUUCCGCUAUAAUAACUUUGCAUAUGAAGAUGGUGUGGGAGGCGAUGAAGGUGCUUUUACAAUGGUAUGUUUUUGGCUGGUGGAAGCACUAGCUAUGGCCGGCUGUCGAGGAUAUCCAAAGCUUAUAUCCACUGCUGUAAGUAUGUUCGAGGAUUUGGCUCGUUAUUCAAGUCAUCUAUCUAUAUAUUCAGAAGAAUGUUCCCUGUCCAGUGAGUCUUUGGGCAAUUGUCCUCAAGCCUUCAGUUCAAUUGCUGCGAUUGCUGCCGCUCAUAUUCUGGAUAAGGCUCUUUCUGUAAUUAACGAUGUUUAA
Molecule: messenger RNA, 1947 nt
Organism: Schizosaccharomyces cryophilus OY26
Lineage: Eukaryota; Fungi; Ascomycota; Schizosaccharomycetes; Schizosaccharomycetales; Schizosaccharomycetaceae
Product: glucan 1,4-alpha-glucosidase
Exons: 1
Coding region: 1-1947 (648 amino acids)
Biological process (GO): carbohydrate metabolic process
Molecular function (GO): hydrolase activity, hydrolyzing O-glycosyl compounds
Source: RefSeq, a predicted model, not a curated record